This is a messenger RNA of Didymosphaeria variabile, 1674 nucleotides long. RefSeq lists its product as uncharacterized. The transcript is spliced from 2 exons. Lineage: Eukaryota; Fungi; Ascomycota; Dothideomycetes; Pleosporales; Didymosphaeriaceae. Gene Ontology annotation, cellular component: membrane. Gene Ontology annotation, molecular function: carbohydrate:proton symporter activity. Gene Ontology annotation, biological process: carbohydrate transport; transmembrane transport. The record is from RefSeq and is a predicted model, not a curated record. The coding region runs from base 1 to 1674 and encodes 557 amino acids.
AUGGCCGAGAAGGAGAUUCAACCUCAAGACGUGGACGAGCCCGUGGGCGGCCGGACCGAGCACCAAAAGCGGCAUGACAAGGUGAUCAAUGAUGCGCGGCUUGCGACGGAGAAAGAGCAUGCGAUGAGCUUGUGGCAGGGCAUCAAGCUGUAUCCGAAGGCGGUGGGGUGGUCGCUGCUCAUCUCGACGUGUAUUGCCAUGGAAGGCUACGAUGUUUGCCUCCUUUCGAACUUCUUUGGGUUCCCGCAAUUCAAGAAAAAGUAUGGUCAUCAGCUUGCGGAUGGAACCUACGAGAUUUCCGCCCCGUGGCAGGCGGGGUUGCAGAAUGGUGUCACUUGCGGAGAGAUCAUUGGGUUGAUGAUUAAUGGAUAUGUGAGCGAGAGGUUCGGGUAUAGGUAUACGGUUAUGGCCUGCUUGACGCUUAUUAUUGCGUUUACGUCUAUUUUCUUUACGGCGCAGACGGUGGAGCAUUUGUUGGUUGGCGAGAUCUUGUGCGGAAUACCGUGGGGGGUCUUUCAGACAUUGACGAUUACUUAUGCGUCUGAGGUCUGCCCGGUCGCUCUGCGUGGGUACCUCACGACAUAUGUCAACUUCUGCUGGGGCCUGGGACAGGUUAUCGGUAUUGGCGUCAUUCGAUCUAUGGUCAACCGCGACGACGAAUGGUCUUACCGCAUCCCCUACGCUCUGCAGUGGAUGUGGCCUGUUCCUCUCCUUAUUGGAGUAUGGCUUGCCCCGGAAUCGCCGUGGUGGUUGGUCCGCAGAGGUCGCAUCGACGACGCAAAGAGAGCGCUCCUGCGUCUCACAAGCCUAGAUCGAGAAACCAACUUCGACGCCGACGAGACCAUUGCCAUGAUGGUCCACACGACAGCACUUGAAGAGAAGAUCACCCAAGGAGCUUCCUACCUGGACUGCUUCAAAGGCACCGAUUUGCGCCGCACGGAAAUCGUCUGCAUGGCCUGGGCGAUCCAGAAUCUCAGCGGCAAUGCCUUCUCCGGCUAUUCGUCUUACUUCCUGCAACAAGCUGGCCUCCCGCCUUCGACCUCGUACGACUUCGCAAUGGGCCAGUACGGCAUCAACAUGGCCGGUGUCUUCGGCGCGUGGUGGUUGAUGAAGAUCGGGCUCGGACGACGAACGCUGUACCUCGGUGGUCUCUGCGGACUUUGCACGAUGCUUUUCAUUAUGGGAUUCCUCGGCCUGGUUCCCGAAUCGCACCGCCAGCAAGGCGCCAUGGCGACCGGCUCCAUCAUGAUCAUCUGGGCUGCGUUCUACCAGCUCACCGUCGGCACCGUGUGCUACUCCCUCGUCGCCGAGCUCUCCACUCGCCGUCUGGCGAUCAAGACCGUUGUCCUGGGGCGCAACCUGUACAACAUCGUUGCCAUCGUCACCAACGUAGUCACGCCGUACAUGCUUAACCCUGAGUAUUGGAACUGGCAGAAUUUCACCGGCUUCUUUUGGGCAGGGCUGUGCUUCUGCUGCAUUAUCUAUACGUACUUCAGGUUGCCGGAGCCGAAGGGGAGGACGUUUGCCGAGCUAGAUCUGCUCUUUGAGAAGAAGGUUCCUGCAAGGAAAUUUGCGAACAUGCACAUUGAUGUGUUCGAGGGUGAGGCUUUGGAGAACACGACCGUGUUCCACCAGUACGAGGAGAAGCAGAGGGCUGGGUCGAUCGUGGGGUAA